Adineta ricciae is the source of this 498-nucleotide messenger RNA. The record is from the annotation of a GenBank genome assembly. NCBI's taxonomy places the organism in Eukaryota, Metazoa, Rotifera, Eurotatoria, Adinetida, Adinetidae.
AUGAAUAUCUUCAUUUUUAUUGUAUUUAUUAUUCAAAUUGGAUUCGUUUUUAAGUUGAACAAUGAAACUGUCGCAUCUCUACGAAUCGAAAGUAAUGUUCGUACAACAACAGAAUAUAUGUAUGAAUUAUUUUCAUUCAGUCCAACAUUUGUUCGACCUAAUGGUGAUACAAACCAAUUAUACUAUUAUCAUGCAAUAUCAGUAAGAAUCUUUAUGACAGGAGUAUACACUUUUACAAGCAAAAGUGAAAUAGAUACAUAUGGAUCUUUGCAUAAUGAUGCUGUAGAUCUAUCAAAUCCUUCGAAGAGUAUGAUUGUAUAUGACGAUGACAGUGGCGAUGGUUCACAAUUUCGAAUUAGUCGUGAUUUACAAUCCGUUGAAGGUCCAGCAUCGGUUAUACUCACUGAGAAUUUUCAUUUAAUUUCGGAAUCAACAACACCAACAAUUACAUCUACCUACUCGGGUAUCUUACCUUCUAACAGCCCAUUAUUCUCUUGA